GUGCCCCGGGGGCUUCUCAACCCCCCCCGCUCAACGGUGCCGUGAUGCACCUCCGCGCGCCUUACCCGGUACCUUGGGGUCGUCCGGGGCCUGCGUCCUCCUCCUCCGGUGGAGGAUGCGCUUUCCUACCUGGACCAGGUGAAGAUCCGCUUUGGCAGCGACCCAGCCACCUACAACGGAUUCCUGGAGAUCAUGAAAGAGUUCAAGAGCCAGAGCAUUGACACCCCUGGAGUGAUCAGACGUGUUUCACAGCUUUUCCAUGAACAUCCCGACCUCAUAGUAGGCUUCAAUGCUUUCCUUCCUCUUGGCUACAGGAUAGAAAUUCCAAAGAAUGGGAAGUUAAGUAUACAGUCACCUCUGAACAGUCAGGUGCCCUCAGAGGCUGUCCCCAGCGCUCCCCCUGGCAGUGGGCUGAUGCUGCAUUACUCCCAGGAGAACUCCCACAAUCACAGCGACUGUUCCGAGGAGCUGAGGCAACAGCUUCCCUACAAAGAAGAUAAAUCCCAGAUUCCUUUGGAGUCUGAUUCUGUAGAGUUCAAUAAUGCUAUCAGUUAUGUGAAUAAGAUCAAAACACGUUUUCUUGACCAUCCAGAGAUUUACAGAUCCUUUUUAGAAAUUCUUCAUACUUACCAGAAAGAGCAGCUGAACACUAAGGGCCGACCCUUUCGGGGCAUGUCAGAGGAAGAAGUGUUCACUGAAGUAGCAAAUCUGUUCAGGGGACAGGAGGAUCUGCUUUCUGAGUUUGGACAAUUCCUCCCAGAGGCUAAAAGGUCUUUGUUCACAGGAAAUGGACCAUGUGAAGUGAACAGCAUCCAGAAAACCGACCACGAGAAGAACCUGGAGCACAGCAAAAAGCGAUCCAGGCCACUGCUGCUGCGGCCUGUUUCUGGGCCAGCAAAGAAGAAGAUGAAACUGCGAGGUACCAAAGAUCUGUCGGUAGCGACCGUGGGGAAAUAUGGAACACUGCAAGAGUUUUCCUUCUUCGACAAGGUGCGCAGGGUGCUAAAGAGUCAAGAAGUCUAUGAAAACUUCCUCCGUUGCAUUGCUCUCUUCAACCAGGAGCUGGUCUCUGGCUCUGAGCUGCUCCAGCUAGUUACACCAUUUUUGGGGAAAUUCCCAGAGCUCUUUGCACAGUUCAAGUCCUUUCUUGGUGUGAAAGAGCUUUCAUUUGCUUCUCCACUGAGUGACCGAUCCGGGGAUGGAAUGAGUCGGGAGAUUGAUUACGCUUCCUGCAAGCGCAUAGGAUCGAGUUACCGGGCUCUCCCCAAAACCUAUCAGCAGCCAAAGUGCAGUGGAAGGACAGCCAUUUGCAAGGAGGUGUUAAAUGAUACUUGGGUUUCAUUUCCAUCCUGGUCUGAAGACUCCACUUUUGUCAGCUCCAAGAAGACUCCUUACGAGGAGCAGUUGCAUCGCUGUGAGGACGAGCGGUUUGAGCUGGAUGUUGUCUUGGAGACCAAUUUAGCCACAAUCCGUGUGCUGGAGAGUGUGCAGAAAAAACUGUCGCGACUGACACAGGAGGAUCAGGAGAAGUUCCGGCUGGAUGAUUGCUUGGGGGGGACAUCAGAGGUGAUCCAGCGCAGGGCCAUCUAUCGCAUCUACGGGGACAAGGCACCAGAGAUCAUUGAAAGUCUGAAGAAAAACCCAGUCACUGCAGUCCCUGUUGUUCUCAAGAGGUUGAAAGCAAAAGAGGAGGAAUGGCGGGAAGCCCAGCAGGGCUUCAACAAGAUCUGGCGGGAGCAGUAUGAGAAAGCCUACUUGAAGUCCCUUGACCACCAGGCUGUCAACUUCAAACAAAAUGACACCAAAGCUUUGCGCUCCAAGAGCCUGCUGAACGAGAUUGAGAGUGUCUAUGAUGAGCAUCAGGAGCAGCAUUCAGAGGGCAGAAGUUCAUCCACAAAUGAGCCUCAUCUUAUCUUUAUCUAUGAAGAUAAGCAGAUUUUGGAAGAUGCAGCCUCUCUUAUCAGCUAUUAUGUGAAAAGGCAGCCUACUAUCCAAAAGGAGGAUCAAGCAACCAUCCGGCAGAUAGUGCAUCACUUCAUACCUGAGCUCUUCUUCUCCCAGCCCCCCGAGCACGGUAUUUCUGAGGAAUCCACAGAUGAGGACAGAGAAAACCAUCAGGGGCAGAACCUGGAUACUCCUGAGCUACGGAAAAAACACGUGCCCGGGCCUCCCAGCAGUCCUUUGGAGGCAAAAGCAACCUUCUGUGAUGUUACAGCUGCUGAGCCCCACAACGCUCUGGAUGACGUUUACAGCCUGUUCUUUGUCAAUAACAACUGGUAUUUCUUCCUCCGCCUUCACCAGACUCUCUGCUCCAGGCUCCUGAAGAUCUACCGUCAAGCUCAGAAGCAGCUGCUGGAAUAUCGGACUGAAAAAGAGAGAGAGAAGCUGCUUUGUGAGGGGAGAAAGGAAAAAACCAACGAUCCAGCCAUGGAACUAAGACUGAAGCAACCAAGUGAGGUGGAACUGGAGGAGUACUACCCUGCCUUCCUGGAUAUGGUGAGGAGUCUGCUGGAUGGGAAUAUUGAUCCAACACAGUAUGAGGACACCCUGAGGGAGAUGUUCACAAUCCACGCCUACAUCGGCUUCACCAUGGACAAGCUGGUGCAGAAUAUCGUUCGCCAGCUUCACCAUCUAGUGAGUGAUGACAUCUGCCUCAAGGUCGUGGAGCUCUACUUGAACGAAAGGAAGCGAGGUGCUGCUGGAGGUAACUUGUCCUCUAGGUGUGUGCGGGCGGCGAAGGAGACCAGCUAUCAGUGGAAGGCUGAACGUUGCAUGGCAGAUGAGAACUGUUUCAAGGUAAUGUUUCUUCAGCGCAAGGGCCAGGUGAUCAUGACUAUUGAGCUUCUGGAUACAGAAGAAACCCAGACAGAAGAUCCUGUGGAGGUCCAGCACCUGGCAAACUACAUGGAGCAGUACGUUGGGGUAGAAGGAGCUCCAAACAACCAGAAUGAUGGCUUCUUACUGAAACCAGUCUUUCUGCAGAGAAACCUGAAGAAGUUUCGCAGGUGGCAGUGUAAGCAAGUGAGAGCUCUGCGCAGUGAGGUGAAGAGCUCCUGGAAGAGACUGAUCGGGGUGGAAAGCGCCUGCAACGUCGACUGUCGCUUCAAGCUCAACACCCACAAAAUGAUGUUCAUCAUGAACUCUGAGGAUUACAUGUACAGGAGAGGAGCUCUCUGCAGAGCCAAGCAGGUGCAGCCAAUGGUGCUGCUGAAGCACCACCAGCAGUUUGAGGAGUGGCACAACAGGUGGCUAGAAGAGAACGUGACCAUGGAGGCAGUUGAUGUGGUUCAAGACUGGCUGAUGGGAGAUGAAGACGAGGAGAUGGUGCCCUGUAAAACGACGUGUGAGACAGUGAACGUCCACGGGGUCCCUGUCAACAGAUACAGAGUUCAGUACAGCCGCCGUCCAGCCUCACCGUGAGCAGGGACUUGCUCCUGGGACAGAGCAGCAGCAUUGCUGGUGAAACACAUUUAUGCUGAGAAUAGUGGUGGGAAUGCAAUGUAUGUAUUAAUGAUAUUUAUCCAAACAGCAUUUUACUUUGGAUUCUGAUGUAUUUUCCAUAUGGCAUAGACUUGUCUCCUUGCAGUGUAACCCUCCAGCCAUCAUGAAGAGACUCUUAAAAGCUUUAUGGGAGGAGUGCUCUCAGCAUUGCUACACAGCUUUUAGUGGUUUCCUGGCUUCAGGCCACUGCUGACUCACCAGUGCUGGAAAGCUGAGUGAGGGGUCAGGCUCUGGGUGAACUACCACCAGUGGCUUUAUGGAAGAGAUGGAGCUGGACUGGUGUUCGAGCAGAUGCUGGCAGCUGCUUCUACUUCAGAGGGUUUAAUAUUCCCUAUCUUCCUGAAUUUGUGCUAACUUGGAGCCUGCAGAACUCUUCAGUGUAACCUGAGUGCCAGCAGGGCUGAGAGCUCUGGCCCCGCUGUCUCAUCACCUGUGUGUACUGAUAAGGCAACAAAAGCAGCUUGUUACUGGUGCUCUGGUGGGAAAAACGCUGAAACUGAGACAAGGGGAUCAGCCUACUAAGCACUCUGUCACUCAUCAACGAAGUAUUUUGGGAGCAUGGACUAAGGGGAAGGAACUGGGUGAGCUGCAGGGCCCUGCAAGAGAGCAGCUUGCGCGGGGCAGCCCAGGCGCGGCGGCUGCUCUGGCACCCGAGCCCACCCCCUUGCUUUGUGAAUUCAGAACCUGCUGCAGACUCUGCCUCCUUCUCCAGUCUGGAGCUGCUCGAAGCAUGUGCCUGGGGAGGACUAUCCAUUGUGAGGUCUGGCCUGGUUUCCUUUAUUAGCUGGUGUGCAUGCUGACGGGCAGCCUCUGGACGCCGCGUUCGCUCCGUGCGUGUGGCCGGGCUCGCGGGGUUGUGCUGGGCUGUACCGCUCGGAUGCCACCGGGAGAUGGAGCUCCUGCAGCGCGGCGUUUGCGCUGGAGCUGAGCUGUGUCCCGGAUACUUCCCGGUUUCUGCUGGCUCAGCACGGGUGCUGCGUUUGCGGUGACACUCGGGACUCUGUAACGGGCAGCGUUAAAUCCAGCCACAGCCAUCGUCGACGAGCUUUUCCACUGAACUGCCUCUACUUCUGUCUAAGCUUUUUUUGCAAUGAAGCAUAACAAACCCCCAAACUGUGCAGAGCACCCUGUCAGACUGUCAAGAAAUUGUGCUUGUGUCUGUCCUGCAGCCCCACUGUGACUUUGCUCUUGUUUGUCAGGGGCCGAGGGCAAACGCGCUGUCCAUGGAGUGUGUUACAAACGUCAUGUCUUGAGGCAGGUCCAGCCUCCUUUCAGCUCUUGCUUCCAACCUUUUCCUGGGCUCUGAGGGAGUAACACCCACCCACCCCACCCCCAGGAUUUUGGUUUCUUAAUUUCUGUGUUAUAAUUUCUGCCAGACCCAAGUAGCAGCCUGUGGGACUUGUCCUGGGUUAUUUCCACUGCACAGCAUUUGGUUUUGCAACUGUCUCACUUGAUGGUAGAAAAAAAUUGGCCUUUGGGGUACAUUUAAUAGAGAACUGUACUGCCUCUUUGUCUUUGUUUGCAAAAUAAUCUGUAGGAGGGAAGGAGAGAGGCCAGGCUCUGGCAUCUGUGGCCACUUGCACAACCACUGCCAGCGAAGGACUUUCAAGAGUUUGUGUUCUUGUGUGGCUCUCUGGUAAAUUGUGGUUUCUGACAUGAUCUGAAGGUGCUUCCCCUGCUCCUGGUGCAGUGAGGGAGCAAAGACACUGGCCACAGGGCUGGAGGGAGAGCGAGGGGCCAGGCCCAGCGCAGAAGCACAGCACCCGCCCUCUGGCUUCCAGACAGCUCAACAAACUACACCUCAGUCCUGUUCACACCUCUGCUGUCUUCCAGUGGAGGUGACAACUGUGCCAAACUGUAUGUGUUAUGAUACAGAGCAAUGUUCACCAGACAGUAGGUUGCAGCUCGUGGCUCACGAUGCGUUUGGUUCCAGGUGGCGCAGGGGGCGAUGUGCCCGCCUGCCCUUCACUUCCAGCUCAUCUUUAAGUGUACUUCAGGUUAUUUUGAAGCAUCCUUAUUUUGUAAAGCUUAAUUUAUAAUCUGAACAGAUUCAGUAAGAUUUUUGCCCUUUACAGUCUCAAGAAGUGCUGGUAGCAGAUGAUGUGAGUGGGAGCAGCAGCAGGGCAGGGUGGGCAGGAGCUUGCCGAGGGCUGAAGCUCAGCUGCCGUGUGCCUGCUGCCACAACGCCGAGGCAGGACGUUGUUCUUCCACUUGGUUUUCUCUGUGUGAAGGAUCUGUUGCUUGGGGCUGUCACUGCUUUGCCAGCUCUUUGAAUGUAGUUUUUUUUCCUAAAUAUUUAUUUGCACAUUCAAGUCAAAUAAACCAUCAGUUUUAAAGGUC
Colius striatus (speckled mousebird) is the source of this 5841-nucleotide messenger RNA. RefSeq names its product SIN3 transcription regulator family member B (gene SIN3B). The record is from RefSeq and is a predicted model, not a curated record. Gene Ontology annotation, cellular component: chromatin. Gene Ontology annotation, biological process: negative regulation of transcription by RNA polymerase II. The transcript is spliced from 19 exons. Bases 193 to 3420 code for a protein of 1075 amino acids. Gene Ontology annotation, molecular function: transcription corepressor activity. NCBI's taxonomy places the organism in Eukaryota, Metazoa, Chordata, Aves, Coliiformes, Coliidae.